CUUUGAAGCUACACGCGCUACAUAAGUCAUAGUCAACUUUUAGCCGCGGCAUUUGAAAUGCCAUCGUGGUGGGACUAUUUACACUUCAACCGGCAAUAUCAAAACAAAAGAAAUUUAGAGGAAGGUCUAUUUCAAAUAGCUUCGCAGACGUGUAAUAUAUUGGUGAAAGUAAAUAACACGAACAAUAUAAAUUUAACAAGAAACGAUAGGAGUGAUGAGUACGGUUGUGCGGGGCCUCCUAAGGGGAAAACUUCGAUGCAAAUUUGUGUUCCGAAGUUUAGAAAUAAUUCUUUAACUGCGGGCUGCAACCCUGGAUUGUCGACCGUUCUUGAAUCGGGAAGUGUGGGUAACGCGUCGUCAUCUGAUGAGGAGUUGGAGCAGUGGGAGCAAAUAUUCAUGAUGAGAGAUGAAAAUGGAAAUAGCUAUCAUGACAAGAGAAAGAAAAGAAGCAUAUGGUGUCGGCCGUCAUGUAUUCCUGUGUCAAUAGUUAUAUUAUUGAUUGUUCUUGUGGUUUUAGUGCCACUAUUAGAUCAGCCUAAUGUCGCCCAGGUACUGCCCACUUCUAGAGACUUACAUUGCUCAGAUGAGUGUAGGUUAUCUUUAGUAGAAAGUAUACCAGAGGGUCAUAUGUAUCCGCCUAAUUCAACACAUGCCAACACAAAAAAUGUCUGGCUAGAUUUGAUAGACGAUGCUCAAUCAUCUAUAGAAAUAGCGUCUUUGUAUUGGACUCUUAGGUUUAAUGAACAAUAUCCAUAUAAUUCCUCUAUUGAGGGAGAACAAGUUUUCCAGGCGUUACUAGCAGCUGGAUUAAAGAGAAAUAUAAAAUUAAGAAUUGCUCAAAACUGGCCUUCUAAGUCUUACCCUAAUAAAGACACUGAAUAUUUAGUUAAGAAAAAGGCAGCGCAGGUGCGAAGCCUUAACUUCUCAAAGUUGCUCGGAAGUGGCGUCCUUCACACGAAGUUCUGGAUCAUAGACAAGACACACUUCUACAUAGGCAGCGCUAAUAUGGAUUGGAGGUCGCUGACUCAAGUAAAGGAAUUAGGAAUCGUAGCGUACAAUUGUUCCUGUCUUGCCACUGAUCUAGUAAAGAUAUUUGAAGUUUACUGGACUCUGGGUAGCCCAGAUGCCGUGGUGCCUGACACGUGGCCUAAGGAACUGAGUACCGAGAUUAAUAUGGAGCAUCCGAUCAACAUUUCGAAUGACCAGAGCAACUACGGGGCGUUUAUAACGAGUUCCCCACCGCCUUUUAGUCCAUCUGGGCGGACUAAUGAUGACGACGCGAUUGUUAACAUUAUCCACUCGGCGGAGGAAUUCGUUUAUAUAUCUGUUAUGGACUACGCUCCGGCGUUUGAGUUUACGCCGCAACCUAAAUACUGGCCCAAAAUCGACGACGCAUUGCGAGCAGCGGCUUUAGAGCGUCACGUCCGCGUGCGCAUGUUGAUAAGCUGGUGGCGCCACUCAUCGCCCGCCGAAGAGCAUUAUUUACGCUCUCUCGCUGCGCUUAACCAGGCCUUGCCGCAUCUUGAUAUUCAAGUGCGUCGUUUCAUAGUGCCAUCUACUCCAGACCAAGACAAGAUUCCAUUCGCGCGAGUGAACCACAACAAAUAUAUGGUGACAGACAAAACAGCGUAUAUAGGAACGUCGAAUUGGUCAGCCGAUUAUUUCGUUGACACUGCGGGUGUGGCUUUUGUAUACAAACCGGAAAUGGAAAGUAAAGUUAGAAAUGUCAGCGACAUCCGGCGGGAUUUGCAGGAACUAUUUGAGAGGGAUUGGACGUCACCUUAUGCGGUGCCUCUGAGGAAUUUAUAGCGAUAAGAAAUGUAUUUUUUUUAAUUUGUGAGAGAAAUUUAAAUAGGUCUAAUUAAUCGUUCAUUCUACGGAAAGUGUGUACUGAUAAUAGUUUUUAUUAUGAAACGAUUUAAUAUUAGUAAUAAAAACCCAAAUAAAUUAAUCACCAAUAUAAUUUGCAUUAUACAAGUUCUGAAAUUUGGAGUAUUCCCUGAGUAGAUAACAUCUCGAUGACCGGCCUUUAUCUAAAAUUAACGGAUAACCAUUUUUGAGUCGUUGAAAAAAGUGUCAAUAAUAUACGUCAACCAAAACCAAUAAUGAGAAUAAAUAUUAUGAGCUAGAAUAUGACGGAAUGACGUCUCAGUAUGAAUUUUUUUUUAAGUAUUCAUACAUUCCAAAGAAACUUCACUACCGGAUGAUAAAGCGUUUAUCACGAUUUUUAUCACUCGUUAGCAUGGUCACAUCUAUGGCUAUGCCGCUAAUGAAAUGGGUCUUGUAAGUCGUUGUUACAUCAUGGUCAAUCCGAUAGCGUUGAUUUUUGAAUGUACAUGUAAACAAAACCUGCCAAUUUGAAUUCCGAAUGUAUUAUAAUAUUUAGAAAUGCGUUAUUAUAAUUAUGUUUAAAUUUUAAGCAUAUAUGAACUUUCUAGAAUGAAAUGAUUAUAAAUUAGAAUUUUAAUGAAACCGCUCAAUUUCCUGUUGCUUUAUAAUAAUGAGCAAUAAUUUGAUUAAAUAUUAAGAAUGUUGCGAAAAUUAUGUAAAUAAACUUAAGUAAGCGUGCCUUUCUUUUAGAAUUCUUGUAGUGUAGAUUUUUUAUCCCUUCUAUAGAAAUAAAUGAAUUUGUUUCAUGUUGGCGUUCAUGCGUUGGUUUAUAGGUUAAAUAUUGUGAUUAAAGAUAUGUAUGAGACGAAAUAUAUUGUACUUUCAAAACGGUACCAAAAAAAUAUAUUUUUCAAGGUCAAGACAAAGUUGAAUAUGGUUAUCCACAAAGUAUAGAAGAAAUCUGUUGGAUUAAGGUUAAAUAAAAUAUCAAAAAUAAA
Messenger RNA from Pieris rapae (cabbage white), 2828 nucleotides. Its product is annotated as 5'-3' exonuclease PLD3. Lineage: Eukaryota; Metazoa; Arthropoda; Insecta; Lepidoptera; Pieridae. The transcript has 11 exons. Gene Ontology annotation, molecular function: catalytic activity. The record is from RefSeq and is a predicted model, not a curated record. The coding region runs from base 58 to 1809 and encodes 583 amino acids.